Molecule: messenger RNA, 582 nt
Organism: Ailuropoda melanoleuca (giant panda)
Lineage: Eukaryota; Metazoa; Chordata; Mammalia; Carnivora; Ursidae
Product: keratin-associated protein 12-2-like
Exons: 1
Coding region: 1-582 (193 amino acids)
Source: RefSeq, a predicted model, not a curated record
AUGGUGGAAACAACUACGAGGAAGUCAACAGUUGUGCUUCUGUGUUGCCAGGACGCCUACAGCCCGGGUAUAAAGGCUGCCCAGCGAAGGAGCCUCCAGACAUCACCGCCCUCCUCUCUGACUCCACUCCAAUCCCACACCACCAUGUGCCACACCAGCUGCUCCACGGGCUGCCAGGCUUUCUGCAGCACCCCCAGCUCCUCCUGCUAUGUGCCCAUGAGCUACCAGCCUGCCGUGUCCGUGCCCGUGAACUGCCAGUCUGCCGUGUCCGUGCCUGUGAGCUGCCAGCCUGCUGUGUCCGUGCCCGUGAACUGCCAGUCUGCCAUGUCCAUAAGCUGCCAGCCUGCUGUGUCCGUGCCUGUGCCCGUGAGCUGCCAGCCUGCCGUGUCCAUAAGCUGCCAGCCUGCUGUGUCCGUGCCUGUGAGCUGCCAGCCUGCCGUGUCUGUGCCCGUGAGCUGCCAGUCUGCCAUGUCCAUAAGCUGCCAGCCUGCUGUGUCCGUGCCUGUGAGCUGCCAGCCCUCUGUGUCCGUGCCCGUGAGCAGCANGAAUUUGGGGGGUUGUGUGGACGACUCGGUUGGUUGA